GCGAUGGCACGUACGAAGCAAACAGCACGCAAGUCCACCGGCGGCAAAGCCCCAAGGAAACAGCUGGCAACCAAGGCGGCGCGUAAAUCAGCUCCGGCCACCGGUGGAGUGAAGAAGCCGCACAGGUUCAGGCCAGGAACGGUCGCUCUGAGAGAGAUAAGGAAGUAUCAGAAGAGCACGGAGCUCCUGAUUCGAAAGCUUCCCUUCCAGCGUCUGGUUCGGGAAAUCGCCCAGGAUUUCAAGACCGACCUUAGGUUUCAGAGCAGCGCCGUGUCGGCGCUACAGGAAGCCGCGGAGGCUUACUUGGUAGGGUUGUUCGAGGAUACCAACUUGUGUGCAAUUCAUGCGAAGAGGGUCACUAUCAUGCCUAAGGAUAUUCAACUCGCUCGUCGCAUUAGAGGCGAGAGGGCUUAG
Gastrolobium bilobum is the source of this 414-nucleotide messenger RNA. Its product is annotated as histone H3.2. NCBI's taxonomy places the organism in Eukaryota, Viridiplantae, Streptophyta, Magnoliopsida, Fabales, Fabaceae. Gene Ontology annotation, cellular component: nucleosome. The coding region runs from base 4 to 414 and encodes 136 amino acids. Gene Ontology annotation, molecular function: structural constituent of chromatin; protein heterodimerization activity; DNA binding. The transcript has a single exon. The record is from RefSeq and is a predicted model, not a curated record.